AUGACUGAGAAGACGUACAGCUGCAAAUUCAGUCUGAAAAAAGAUCAGAACAUUACAACACGCCAGAAAAGAUACAAGUGUUUGGAGCAGGGAAAGAGCAUCCACUUCAGUAGUGAACUAACUGCACAUAAGGAAGCUCACACAAUGGAGAAGCCGUAUAAAUGCUUGGAGUGUGAAAAGAGCUUUUCUCGGAAUGGCAGCUUAUCUAAACAUCAAGUGAUUCACACAGAGAGAAAGCCAUACAAAUGCUUGGAGUGUGAAAAGAGCUUUUCUCAAAAUAGCAACCUAAGUCUACAUCAAAGGAUUCACACAGGGGAGAAGCCAUAUAAAUGCCUGGAGUGCGGAAAGAGCUUUUCUCGCAAUGACAGCCUAACUGUGCAUCAAACGAUUCACACAGGGCAGAAGCCAUACAAAUGCCUAGAGUGUGGAAAGAGCUUUUCUCAGAGUAGCAACCUAAGUAUUCAUCAAAGGAUUCACACAGGAGAGAAGCCAUAUAAAUGCUUGGAGUGUGGAAAGAGCUUUUCUCAAAAUGGCACCCUAACUAAACAUCAAAGGAUUCACAAAGGGGAAAAGCCGUAUAAAUGCUUGGUGUGUGGAAAGAGCUUUUCUCAGAAAGGCAAUUUAACUGUGCAUCAAAGGUUUCACACAGGGGAGAAGCCAUAUAAAUGCUUGGAUUGUGGAAGGACCUUCUCUGUGAAUAGCUCUCUAACUAAACAUCAAAGGAUUCACACAGGGGAGAAGCCAUAUAAAUGCUUGGAGUGUGGAAAGAGCUUCUCUGAGUCUAGUACCCUAAGAGUACAUCAAAGGAUUCACACAGGGGAAAAGCCAUAUAAAUGCUUGGAGUGUAAAAAGAGCUUCUCUUUGAAUACCUGUCUAACUAAACAUCAAAGGAUUCACACCGGGGAAAAGCCAUACAAAUGCUUGCAGUGUGGAAAGAGCUUCUCUUUGAAUACCUGUCUAACUAAACAUCAAAGGAUUCACACAGGGGAAAAGCCAUACAAAUGCUUGGGGUGUGAAAAGAGCUUUUCUCAGAGUAAUAACCUAAGUGUGCAUCAAAGGAUUCACACAGGGGAAAAACCAUAUAAAUGCCCGGAGUGUGGAAAGAACUUUUCUCAGAGUUGCAACCUAACUGCACAUCAAAGGAUUCACACAGGGGAGAAGCUGUAUAAAUGCUUGGACUGUGGAAAGAGCUUUUCUCAAAAUGGCUCCCUAACUAAACAUCAAAGGAUUCACGUGGGGAAGCCUUAUAAAUGCUUGGAAUGUGGAAACAGCCUUUCUCAGAAUGGCAACCUAACUGCGCAACAAAGGAUUCACACAGUGGAGAAACCAUAUGAACUCUUGGAGAGGUGAAAGAGCAAUUUUCAUAGCUGCUGUCUCACCUUACACCUCAAGAAAGCCAUUUAAUCAGUUAGCUUUCUUCAUAUCAGUCUUCCAACAUUCUGCACUUUUAAUCAAAAGGAAUACUGAAUCCCUCCUGGAUUUAUUCUCUUUUUCUGUUUUUUUUUUUUUUGUACAUUUGCCAGUAUUAUUUAGGCGGAUUAGUAGUUUUGAUUAUCUUAUGUAAUAAUUGAACAGAUGCUUAUUUUCUGCCCUUUCCACCACCUCUAUGCCUGUCUUCCCACCUCUGAUCAAGCUUAUUAUAUUCUGCAUCGUGCCUCUGCAUCGUUAGUGCUGCUGGACCUUCUUUAUAAUAUUUCCUCACCUUCUGAAUGGGAAGGAAGGUUCCUUCUCCUUUCUGUCUGGCAAAGUUAACUUUUGCUCAGAAAAGAUUACACCUGGGAAAAUUUUGUUGGUUGUUAAGGUGCUACUGCCUUAAAUUUGUUUUACUGCUUCAGACUAAUACAGCUACCCACCUGAAACUGUUAUCAUAACCCAUGCACACUUCGUUGCCAUGUGAGAGUGGAAGGAGAAGUCAGUGCUGUUCCUAACAAGAUAGUUCAUUCAUUUUCUUUAGCUUAUCACCUUGUAGAGUUGAACGUUUCUUAGUUAGCAUUGAGAAUUUUAUUACAAGCAUUGAUAUGGUCACUUCCAACAUGUCUCCAAGGACCCAUUAUAUUAUUUAGCUUCUGUAUAAAAAAAAGAGCCAGUUUGGUAUAAGAACCAAUUUGAGGUAGUGGUUAGAAGUGGCAGGACUCUAAUCUGAAGAGCUGGGUUUGAUUCCCCACUCCUCCACUUGAAGGCAGCUGGGUGAUCUUGGGUCAGUCACAGCUUCUAGGAGCUCUCGCAGCCCAACCCAACUCACAGGGUGAUUGUCAUGAGGAUAAUAAUAGCACACUUUGUAAACUGCUCUGACUGGGUGUUAUGUUGUCCUGAAGAGUGGUAUAUAAAUAGAAUGUUGUUAGUAGUAGUAUUAGCAUUAUUGCUAAAAGGCUCUAUUCAUCUGUGGCAGGCAUAAAGCCUCAGAAAAUAACAACAAGCGCUGCGAAAUUGCUCUGCCAGAUACAAAAGGAACUGAA
Molecule: messenger RNA, 2456 nt
Organism: Eublepharis macularius
Lineage: Eukaryota; Metazoa; Chordata; Lepidosauria; Squamata; Eublepharidae
Product: zinc finger protein 271-like
Biological process (GO): regulation of transcription by RNA polymerase II; central nervous system development
Cellular component (GO): nucleus
Molecular function (GO): DNA-binding transcription factor activity, RNA polymerase II-specific; RNA polymerase II cis-regulatory region sequence-specific DNA binding
Source: RefSeq, a predicted model, not a curated record